AUGGGUGAGCGAGUGGUUAUGGAUGAGGGAGUGGUUAUGGGUGAGCGAGUGGUUGUUAUGGGUGGGGGAGUGGUUAUGGGUGAGGGAGUGGUUAUGAGUGAGCGAGUGGUUAUGGGUGAGCGAGUGGUUAUGAGUGAGCGAGUGGUUGUUUUGGGUGAGCGAGUGGUUAUGGGUGAGCGAGUGGUUAUGGGCGAGGGGGUGGUUGUUAUGGGUGAACGAGUGAUUGUUAUGGGUGAGCGAGUGGUUAUGGGUGAGAGAGUGGUUGUUAUGGGUGAACGAGUGGCUAUGGGAAGAGAGAGGGUGGAGGUAGCCACACCAGAGAGUGUGGUGUUGCAGCGGUGUGGGCGUGUACACCUGCUACCCACGCCCACACACUCAUCAGCACACCCACACUGCAACUACCUGCCUCCAGAAGCCUUGGUUGGUCACCAGAUACCUGAAGCAGAGAGGAUGCUGGUGUUCUCUCUGGGACGGACACUGUGGGUAGCUGCCGAGCACGGUACCAGUGGCAUUUAUGGCACCAGUACAGUCAAUGGCAUGGUGGAGAGUGCAACCACCCCUCACCACCACCACCACGCCAGCACCAACAACCUGUCUUCCAGCCUCAGGUCAACACUCUCAGCCAUGACCCACAACCUUCCUGCUCACGGACUCACUCUUGUGGAUAUCUUCCAGUUGUUAGUAGAGCGUUUAAAUAGCCGGGAUCGUAUCAACUACACCGCCAUCGUACGAUCUCUCUAUGAAGAAGUGCUGGGCCCCCCACUACCACCUCCUCGGCCACCUGAUCCAGUCAUGGCAAGACAGAGGUCUUACUCUGCUCUGGACACUAGGACAUCAACUAGCAGAAGACCUUCGUCAUUAAGCUUAUCACAGCGUUCAGCAAGCGUGGAGGAACUGAAUCAACAUCCUCAUCACUCACUCGGAUCUGUUAAACCUGCCUGGAUAUCCCAAACACAACCUACGGACAUUUAUCCAACAACAUGGGAUCAAGAUUUUAACCACUUGUCGAGCAUGCAAGACAUAAAUCAGCUCACACCUUCGUUCAGGACAUCGACCAGACUAGUAGAUAUGUCAAGUGAAAAUCCUCAGACUAACCUUUUAACAUCAAAGAUAAACUUUCACUCAAUGGAUACUAUAAGUUCAACAAAAGAAAAUAUCAUACCAAACUCACUUGAAUGGAGCAAGUUGCCUUCCAUGAGAGGCACCAUGAAAUCUAUCUUAGAGGUGUCAUCAACUCAGACCUCGCCAGUCAAGACAUCUCCAGAAGGCAACUCGGACAAUAUUUUUCCUUACAAGGAUUCCAGAACAGUCACAGUUACCAGAAGUGCCACAGUAGCUGGCAUUAUGAAGACUCCAGUCAUGGAGGCACAGGAUGGAGGAGCACCAGGCACGCAGAAAAAGGUUCCUCCUAAGAAACCUCCACGAUCACGAGCAAUGUCUGUUGACAAUCUUCUGAACUCCGCUACGGAGUUACGUCGGAACCUAUACGAAGUGGUUCCGAAGAAGAGACGUCUGGUGAUGCGCACUCCAUCACGCCUCUACCAUUUCACAGACAGUCACCUGAGCACUGUCGUGGGAUGCGCCAACACAAAAUUACCCCCUAUCUUAGGACCAGAGUUCGUUGUGAGAAACAAAGAACCAACGAAGGCUCUUACUUUAUUACAGGAUGCCCAGCGAGGUGUUGUGAAGAAAGUGACAGUGAUCCUGGUAACAGGCAGGAGGUUAGAGGUCACCUGUGACCCCGCUACUACUAGGGUCAGCCACAUUCUCCAGGCUGUGUUUCAAGAAGAAAAUUUACCUCUUAAGCAAGUGUUGGGUCUUGCUGUGUUGGGCAGCGGAGAAUUUCACUUUGUAGCACCUCAGACCAAACUACACAAAGUUUCACCUCCAGGCUGGAAGGAGCGCCAUCCCACAAAGGAUGGACUUAUUCAAGAUAAUUUUACUCUCCACCUAAGAUUUAUUUACUAUCUUAAAUUUAAUAAUGCAGAAGAAAUGGAAUGCUCGUCGAGGCAGCUUCUGUAUCUGCAACUCCGACACGAUCUGUUGGAAGGUCGCUUUCCACUCCCCUCCGAUGAUCUCCUUCAUGUGGCAGCUCUUGCUCUACAAGCAGAGUUUGGCCACAAAAAAGAAAAGGACAUGGGCUACUUUCUUGCUGAGCAUUAUGUCCCUGAGUCACUGCUGCGUGGAGGACGCACAGUGGAAGUGUCACAGAAACUGCAGCAGUAUCAUGCAGCCCUGGCAGAUCUGUAUUAUAGUGAGGCUCAAGCACGCUUCAUCACCACACUACAGGACACUCCAUACUAUGGCACACACCUCUACCAUGUUACACAGGACAAGGGACGGCAGCAGUGUUGGCUGGGCAUCAGGCGUGAGGGUGUCCUGGUUAGCAGCAGUGGAGCUCUUACUUGUGAGACCAUCACUGGGGCUACACUCCAUCCUUGGCAGUCAGUCAAAAGGAUGUCGUACACCACUCACCGGCUAACCUUCGCUGUACGUGCACUGGACAAAUCAGUCAAACUCAAAUUCAAUUUACAAGAAAACAGGAGUCGUCAUGUUUUCUACCUAGCCACUGUUCACCAGAGUUUCCAGCAUGAUGCUACUGUCCUGAGCUGCCUGGCAUUGCCUGCAGGAGGCUCAGGGUUGCCUGGUGAGGUGGUACUUCCUCAGCAGGAGUUUCACUCACAAGCCCCAAGCAGUGCUUCUUCAGCCACUACUACUGCUCGCACCAGCCUCUCCUCAGCAGGUACUGCUGAAGAUAUUGCAUCGGGUUAUCACUUGACUGAUGCACCUGGCUCCCUAGAAAACAUCCAAGGGGCAGAAAGUGAGCAUAAAGACAAUACAAACUGUUGUGUAGGUUUUGAGGCAGAGAAGGUCAGUGAGGCAACAUCUUUGUGGCCAGUACUUUUGGGAGAACACAAAUCAUCAAACAGUCUCUCCCGUGACAACUUUUUGUCGGAUAUUCUAUGGCGCAGUGGUGGAGAUGAGACUGACGAGGUUUUUUCCAUUGAAAACUUGGAAAAUGAGCAGCAGGUUCAUCAACACGAGCAGCGGGAAGUUGCAAGAGUAGCAAACACAGUGAAGACAUCAGUUCCACGGGUAUUCCACCAGCGGUCCAAGAGUAACAUAGAGAACACCAGCAGCAGCAAGGAGGGGCCAGGAGGCAUCACACCAGAGCUUACCCGAGAGUUCGGCAGUGAUGAAUCACUCCUUGCUUCACCCAAGAAGGGUCAUGCAGUGAGGAUGGGGACGCGGGUCUCCGCGGCAGCCCUCCAGAAGCGCCGCCUGCGCAGUGCAGAGGUUCUCCAGCACCAGCUGCAUCACCACCUGCCCAGCUUACAGGAGCUCAACACCACCCCUGCAGCUGUUGUUGUUGAACCUUCACUGCGGAGUGUGGUGGUGGAGGAGGAGAGUGUUAGUGACUCCCUCCUGGAGAGGUUCUUACAAUGCUCUGGAGGUGGCGCUGCGGGAGCCGCUGCAGCAGUCUGCGAGCGCAGGCUGCGCUCUAUAACACUGCACAAGGAGGAAGGCUCCCUCGGGGUGAUGAUAGCUGAGGGCGCAGACCACGGCCUUUAUAUUCAGGCCGUCUCUCCGGGAGGUCCAGCUGCUAUGGAAGGAUCUCUCAAGCCCGGUGACCGCAUCGUUGGCAUCAACGGGCGCAGCGUGGAGAACCUGCCCUACACUGCGGCCGUCGACCUGCUCAGGCAGAUCUCUCAGCAGGUCACCCUGCUUGUGUCUCAGCCAGUCACCACGCCCUCGCCCAUGCCGUCACAAUCCAACCUUACACACACCGCCACGCCCACGCAGGCGGUACCCACUCCACCCGCCGCCGCAGCGGCGACUAUCACCAAAGACACCGGUAGUCUGGCAGGAGGCGCGGAAAAUGUCUGCGAGGGCGCAAAAAGUACCUGUGCGGGCGCAGGAAAUGCCAGACCUCACAUAGGUGAGGCGACAGUGAGAGCCGUGGGCGGGGUAGUGACCUUUGUCCGAGAGGUCAGGUCAGGACCUGUCACUGUUAUCACCCUCAACGCUGGCUCCCCACCACCCCUGGGGGAGCCACCUCAUCACCACCCUGCUGACCUGACCACGGUACCUGCUCUGGGCAUCACCCUGGGCACUCACCUCACCCAUACUUCCCAACUCUCCACCCCACCUGCUGCUGCUGUUGUAGCCACUACUUCAUCUGCCGCCACAGCCUCACAAAAUGUGAAGCAGAACUAGAGGGUCGUCGACCAGUUCCAGCACCUCGACGGAGCCUGGGAUCAACCAGCUCCUCAGUUGGGGAUUCAGCAAACAUGGAAUGUACCACCACAGCUGGAACAAGCACUGCCCUCCACAGCAAAUACUCCCUGCACCAUGAACAACUGGUUCAGAAUGGCAGUUCUUCAGUAGAUGUGCUGGAAACUCUUCAUGCUCGCAAGAGCACCCCGGUGCCCAUAGAUUCUUGCUGUUCCUCUUUUGACUCUUGUACCACCGAUAACUCUGCUUU
Molecule: messenger RNA, 4486 nt
Organism: Cherax quadricarinatus
Lineage: Eukaryota; Metazoa; Arthropoda; Malacostraca; Decapoda; Parastacidae
Source: RefSeq, a predicted model, not a curated record